AUGACCAAAGCCCCUUUUCCUACAGGAAAUGAGAAGCGGUCAAGUCGCCCUUUGGAGCUCGUGCACAGCGACAUCAUGGACCUGGGUGACGCCCACCCCUCACUUCGCUACGUCCUGACGCUCAAGGAUGACUUUACCAACUACUUGUGGGUGGCGCCGCUAGUUCGCCGAUCUGACAUGCAAGCUGUCUUCACGGCAUGGCACCGCGAAAUGAAGACUAAGCUGCCUACAAAGCCGCUGGCUACCCUGCGCACGGACAACGGGGGGGAGUAUACAGCAAACGCCUUCACAGAAUAUUUGAGUUCCCACGGCGUCAUCCACGAAACGUCGUUACCGCACACCCCUCAGCAGAAUGGAGUCGCGGAACGGGUUAACCGCACACUCAUGGACAAAGUGCGGACCAUGACUACCGGGGCCAGCCUCUCCUCCACCUUCUGGCCGUACGCGCUUGAGUACGCUACAUGGUUACACAACCGCAUCAGCUGCAGCAGCAACCCAUCUGCGCACUCACCGUACUAUGUGAUGACGGGGAAACCUGCGGACGUGUCCAUGGCACGAACCUUUGGCUGCCUCUGCUAUUACCUUCCUCCACAAGGCAGCUUUGGCAAGUUUGAGCAGAGAGGCCGAGCUGGCAUGUUCCUCGGCAUCUCCAACGUUCGGAAAGCGUGGAUCGUGCGGGACAUGGCAAGUGACGUGGACACGGACACUCGGUCUGCUCGCUUCUUUGAUGACCUCAUGUUGCCGGACGCAGAAUCUCUCCUCGAACGUCAACGCUAUGUCGAUGAAGUCUCACCCCACGUUGCGGAGUGGACUUCAGGGGGAGAAGAAAUUGAGCAUGAGUUCGAUCCUUUUCCGUCCUCCCCAUCCUCUUCCGCGUCAUCAACCGAUAUGCCAACUGGACACCAAGUAUGCAGUACCCCUGCUGGAGGAAUGGACAAGGACUCACCUGCAGCCGACGCAGCUGAUUCAAGUGGAGCUGCAACCAAUGACAUACCUGCGGCAGGUGUUUCUAUUUCAGAGAACGGGGACGACCAUGGCAUGGAGAACGAGACAUGUCACCUUUAUGACUUUGCCUACCCACCUGAAGGAAUUCCACUGACCGAACAAGGUGCACCACAACGACGAGUUCACUUUGAUCCGACUGUAACUGUGCUCGGAGAAGAAGGGCAAGCUGCGCACCGCAUAACAGGGCUGGACGUGCUACUUGGAAAGCGUCAAGCAGGACAAGUCAUGUGGACUAAGGAAGACAUGCCACAAGGAGUCAACAGCCUUCCCAGCUUACAGCAACACGUGUUGGGAUGUGCAGCUGCGACUGUGCCCAUGGUCGACCUGACCUACAAAGAGCCAAAGUCACUCAAAGAACUGACCACGGAUCCAUACGCACCUUUUUGGCAAGCGGCAGUCAACGCGGAGCUCACCAAAUUUGACGAGCUGGGAGCGUAUGAAGUGGUGGACAGGGCGGACGUACCAAAGGGAGUCCCGGUGUUCACGGAGGGAAUUAUCUUCAGGUCUAAUGAUGAGGAAGGCAUCCAAGCAGUCAUUCAACACUUGAAGGACAACUUCACCUUGACCGUCAACUCGACCAUGACACAAUUUCUGGGUUUGAAUGUUACUACUUCCCGCAACACCAUAUCAUUGGGACUCACCAAGUACAUCAAACAAGCGUUGGCAAACUAUGGGAUGGAGGAGUGCCGCUCUGGAGUACGAACGCCGAUUUCCAAGGAACCUGGACCUCAGGGGGAGUCACCUGAAGAGGUGGACAAUCAGCGGGUGAUGCAGCAGGUUGGGGCGCUGCUAUAUGUCUCUACAGCAGGAAGGCCAGACAUCACCUUUGCCACGCAUGUGCUCGCCAGACAGGCCAGCAAGCCAACGGCAGCAACUGUGCUCGGAAUUCGGCGUGUGUUCAAGUAUCUGCAGAAUACAGCUGAGAUUGGAUUGGUUUAUGGAGAGGGAGACUUGGUGCUUCGUGGAUACACAGACUCUGACUAUGCAAAUGAGGUUGGAUGUCACUCGGUGGGCGGCUAUGUGUUUACGAUGGGGGGAGCUGCUGUCAGCUGGAGGACGAAACGGCAAACGGUCAUCGCUACCUCCACAACAGAAGCUGAGUACAUCGCCAUGUUUGAAGGAGCAAGGGAAGCAGCUCACCUGCGGCGACUGUGUGCCGACCUUGGUUUUCCACAGAGAGAACCCACAGUUCUUUAUGUGGAUAACCAGAGUGCGAUUGCCCUUGGAAAAGGGGAACAAAUGAGUCAGCGCACCAAGCACAUGGAGGUGCGUUACCACUGGACCCGUAAAGCAGUGCGUGAUGGCGUGGUAUGGUUGGAGUACUGUCCAACAACCAAGCAAGCAGCCGAUUACCUUACCAAACCGGUCACCUCCAAGCAGCAUCUCACCUGCAGUGUUCUGAGUGGGCUUCAACCAAUUCCCCCUGGUGUACCAUCUGGAGACAUUCGCCAUGUCAAGAAUGCUGAUGUUGUGCUCACUUGUGCGGCCUCUUCAAGCGGUGCUACACCACAUGGCGUCACCUAA
Messenger RNA from Closterium sp. NIES-65, 2529 nucleotides. The record is from the annotation of a GenBank genome assembly. Lineage: Eukaryota; Viridiplantae; Streptophyta; Zygnematophyceae; Desmidiales; Closteriaceae.